GUGGAGGCAGUAACGCGCCCAGUAGCUGCUUCUCCAACCUCCAGAAAACUCUGAAGAACAAAAAGAGGCUGCAGGUUUCUCGCCUGAGCAGCUGAAUUAUUCUGCUUGAGCUAAUCAUCUCCACAUUAUUUUUUUCUGACAGAAAUUUGCAAAGUUUUACAGUUACAUUGGAUCCAGUUAGAAAUAUAAGGGCGUUAUUGUGUCUUUAAAACCCUGAGACCUGCUAUAAUGAGUUCAGCAGGAGACAGACAGCGCUCCUCCAGAGAGUCUCGGGCUCCUGAUCCUGAUCCAGCUUCCUCACAGCUAUCUGAGGAUGUGAAAAUAGAAACUUCAGGUGUAGGGACAUCAGCCUCUGUGGGACACACCCCACCUGUGGACCAUCAGAGUGGAGCAGUCCAUAUGAAGCUUACACCUCGCUGUGUGAAGAAAGAGGAGAUGCUGGAGCUGAAUGUCUGCAACAGUGGAAAUGACCUGAACAACAUUCCUGAAGUUUCCUCCAUUAAAGAGGAAGAAACCGACGAUAAAGACUACCUCUACUGUGAAGUUUGCAAAUCCUUUUUCUUCAAAAAGUGUGAUGUUCACGGUCCAGCACUCUUCGUCCCUGAUACUCCUGUUCCCAUGGGAGUCCCUGACCGAGCCAGACAAACUCUUCCUCCUGGAUUAGAGAUUCGGAAGUCCGGUAUUCCUGACGCAGGCUUGGGAGUGUUUAAUAAGGGGGAGACUGUUCCAGUUGGCGCACACUUCGGACCCUACCAGGGAGAGCUGGUAGACAGAGAGGAAGCUAUGAACAGUGGCUACUCCUGGGUGAUAUCCAGGAGUGGACAGCGUGAGGAAUACAUAGAUGCCAAGAGAGAGAUGUAUGCUAACUGGAUGAGGUAUGUGAAUUGUGCCCAUAAUGAUGGCGAGCAGAAUCUUAUGGCAUUUCAGUAUCAAGGAGGAAUUCUGUACCGAUGCUGUCGACCCAUUAAUCCAGGACAGGAGCUCUUGGUGUGGUAUGAAGCAAAUUAUGCCAAAGAUCUCGGCACUACGUUUGACUACCUAUGGAACAAAAAGUGCUCCACAAAUGGAGCUGCUUCAAACCUUCAAGCAGCAUACAAAAGGGUCAGGGAAGAGAACUUAAGAUUAAAGGCAAAAGUGGACAGCCUUCAAGAGCGGGUAGCUGCCCUUGAGGCUGACAAGGUGUUUUUGCAGAAUAGUCUUUCAGCAGCACUUGCAAAGAAAGUCACUGGUUUGGAUGAGGAAGCAUCAGAAGAAGAAAGAAAAACAAUUGUGAUGAGGACAAAGAAAAAAGUGGCUAAAAAGAGGGAACGUAGCUCAUCUUCCUCCUCUGUCUCUUCCUCCUCCUCAUCUUCCUCAUCCUCACUGCAAAAAAAGAAGUAUAAAAAGGGGAAAGGAAAAGAAAAGAGAAAGAAGUACAGGGCUGGUGAAAAAAGGCAGAAAAGAGUUCUACUGCCAGAGCAUGCACUGGACCGGUAUCAGAGGGUCCUAAAGGCAGUGGCAUCAGGUCUUACAAAGACUGAGGCCUAUGCUAAAGUCGGCGUAGAUAGGAAGACGGUUGCUGAUUCAGCAUGUAUUGCCGAACUGGCAGAAUGUGAUGAGGAUGCUUACAAUAGACUUCGAGCAUCUUUUAAACGAGGAGACAAAAUGUCAGACUUCGUGGCCAGGUGUAAAGAACUCUGUAGUGAGGAGCCACUAAAAACAGAAAUUAUUAAAAAAAAGGAAGCGGGAUCGCUACUGGACAUUUUUGAACGGAAGCAAAAUAAAACAUAAUCAGAUCUGAGUAGUUUUGAGUAUUUUAGUAUUAAGUAAAAAUCCAGCCUGUUUGGUUGAAGUUCAUCUUAUUUGUAUUGUAUAUGUAGCACGCUGUCAAAUGUUAAAUUGGAAUUGUAUAUGUUAUUUGUUCAGAUUUAUAUUUGCUAGUCAAGUUUUCUGUCACAGUAUGUAAUGUUUACUGAAGAAAUUCCUAGGAAUGAAUUAGACACGAGUAGUAACUCGUGAGCCCAGUGCUGAGUAAUUAUUGUUUAUAUUGAAAUAAUCCUUCAUGUAUUACAUGUUAAUUCUGUACAGUGGAUUACCACUUUAGUACAGGGGGCACAAGCACUAUUAAUAAUGAAAAGUCAGUAACACAUCAGUUAAGAAACAUGAUUUCUACGUCUGAAAUAAAGGAUCCACCAAGAAAUAAAGGAUGGCCCAAAUUAAAGGGUUGUUACAGUGGCAUUUUAAGGGGGAAGUGCCUUUUGUGACUUUUUUUUUUACAAUGGAAUUUUAAGGGGGAACAGCUUUAAAAUUGGUUAGUGACAUCUUGAAGGGAAACUGCUUUUUUGUGAUUGAUACAGUGGUAUUUAAGGGGAAUUGCUUUCCAAAUGGUCAGACAACGACCCCAAACAUACAGCCAAAAUAACUCAAGAAGGCCUUCCAUGGCUGAGUCACUCUCCUGACUUGAAUCCCAGGGAAAAUGUAUGGAAGAUUUUGAAAUCGCAAGUCCAUCAGAAGGACCCUCAUAAGCUUUGGGAACUGAAGAUGAUUUGCCAAAAGGAAUGGAACAAAACUGAACCACAAUGCUGCAAAAAAGCUAAUUACUUCUUACUGUAGAUUUAUUGAAACUGUAAUUGCCAACAGCUGCUUUGCAACAAAGUACUUAUGUUGGUAAUUUGCAUUGUCCAAAUGCUUUUCUCCUAUCAGUUUCUUUUUUUAAAACAUAUCUUUGUUUAUACUUAUGAACACAUGCUUUUUUUAUUUGUAUUUGUCAAUAAACUCAAAAGGAUGUGUGUAAAUUUGAGGUUGCUAUAUGCACUAGAAGUAUAUUAAAUAACCAAAACAAAAGUGUCAGAAUAGUUAUUAGCAGUCACUGUACAUGCAAAUCAAAAAAAUCAAGUUAAAUGCUAACAUUAGCCCUAUCUUCUCAAGUUUGUGAGUUCAAAUCUCAACGGUACCACAGCUAUCUGUGGCCGGGGUCAAGGCCAUGCUCUCUUCUCCCCCUGGUAAUCACAUAGACAGUAGCCAAUCAUGGGUGUCUGUGAGUUCCUGUAUGUAGAAGAGGGUAGAUAGCACUUUACUCCUUGUGUGUUACGCUGAUUUGUGAAGCAGCAUGAGUAGCAGUUCGAAAAGACUCAUUUGGCUGGCUUAAUGUGUCUCGGAGGAAAUGCGUUAGACUUCACCCUCCCUGUUUGGUAGCUGUCAUAUGAUAGUUGAGAGCUGAAUCUUGGCUGGGAAUUCGCAGGAGACACUUUUUCACAAGUGUUUAUUUUUGUUUGUCUUUACUUUUUCCAAUUAUUUUUUGUAAUAUGCUGUCACCUUUCAUGACUCUUAACAGCCUGAGAGCCUCUGAAGCAAGAUUGUGUAUGAGAGGUGUUGCAAUUACAGGCCAUGCUUUCUCACAAUCUUGCAAACAGAAUCAACAUGCACAAAAUUUACAGAUUUGUUUUUUGAAUGUAUAAGGAAAAAAAAUUAGAAAAAUACUUCUGGGUUUGUUUUUUUAUUUUACCAAUAUGGCACAAAAUUGCUUCUUCACAAAUACCUCCAGCAUAAGGGGACAAAUCUCACUGUUUCCCCCCAGAUGGACACGGAGAUGUGAUCUACUUGUAUAUGCAUGCAUACAGAUAAAUCAAGCCUGUUAUCAUUGUGUAGACCUACCUCUACAUGACCUCCUAUAGUCUCAGAAGCAAUUAAACACCCUGUUUUCCGGAAACAAAAAGUAUAUCCUUCUUCAAUUCUUCAUGUUUUAUUUAUCAGGGCCUAAAUAACAAUUGUGUGGUCCUCACCAACU
Messenger RNA from Pangasianodon hypophthalmus (striped catfish), 3766 nucleotides. RefSeq names its product PR domain zinc finger protein 15. Gene Ontology annotation, molecular function: protein binding; histone methyltransferase activity. The record is from RefSeq and is a predicted model, not a curated record. Lineage: Eukaryota; Metazoa; Chordata; Actinopteri; Siluriformes; Pangasiidae. The transcript is spliced from 10 exons. Bases 229 to 1770 code for a protein of 513 amino acids. Gene Ontology annotation, cellular component: nucleus.